Striga hermonthica is the source of this 2862-nucleotide messenger RNA. The record is from the annotation of a GenBank genome assembly. NCBI's taxonomy places the organism in Eukaryota, Viridiplantae, Streptophyta, Magnoliopsida, Lamiales, Orobanchaceae.
AUGGCUUCUUUAGCUUCCCUGGCUAAUUUGGGAAGCGUUAAUACGAAUUCCCUCAGUAAUUUUGACGGGUCUGUUUGUUUAGUCCGGAGCAUAUCUUUCCGUAGAAAUGGGACUAGUUUUAGAAGCCAGAGGUGGAGGUAUGUCGGCAUGUGUAGAUGUUCUGUGACAACUGAUUUCAUUCCGGAACAAGGGACUUCGGUGUCUCUUGAUUCCACUAACAAUGGUGGCAGUGAAAACACUGGUCCGGACUCGUUUCUUAAGGCGGCUCCUAAGCCUGUCUUGAGGUCGGCCCCCCAGCUCGACCCUGUUCUCAGUCCUCCUCUGGAUGAAUCCAGGCGUAACAGGGAAUCGAGCCGUGAUAAAACGAAUGGUAUGGAUGAAAACAGAAGUAAGGUGAUAGAGUCUCUGGGAGAGGUAUUGGAGAAGGCCGAGAAGUUAGAGACGAACAAGAAUUCAAAAUUUUCAGUACAAAAAUCUUUGAAUGGUGAUAAUGGUAAACCACCUAGUCCUGCAAUUAACUUGAAUAACAUGCCUAAGACGAGGAGUGUCUGGCGUAAGGGUAAUCCUGUAACGACUGCGCCGAACAUUGUGAAGGAACCUUUUAGGCCUGCAAUGACCGGGCAGAAAAUUGUAAAGGAACCUUUUAAGCCUGUAACGAGCGUGCAGAAAACUGUGAAGGAGCAGGAAACAGAAGUAGAUGGGGGAAGGUUGGUUGGCUCUCAGGCUGUUGUUAAUCCACUGAAACCCCCACAGCCACCUCAGAAAAUCCAACCAAAAUUGCAAAUCAGACCUUCAGUGGCUCCUUCUCCUCCAACUUCUGUUAGAAAACCCGUCAUCUUGAAGGAUGUAAAUGCGGCUGCUAAGCCGAAUGUUGCUGAUAGAGCUGAUCCAGUCACGGAGCCUGCAGAAAGGAAGCCGAUUUUAAUCGACAAGUUUGCAUCCAAGAAGCCGGUAGUUGACCCUUUGAUUGCUCAAGCUGUUUCUGCUCCUCCUAAGCUGAGCAGAAGUCCUGCACUUGGGAAGUUCAAGAACGAGUUCCGAAAAAAGAGUGGGCCAUCAGGGGGACCUCGUAGGCGUAUGGUUAAAGGUAAUGAUGAUAAUCCUGAUGAUGAUUCAUCUGAACAUGAUGCUUCAAUACCUGGGAUGGCCAGAAAAGGAAGAAAAUGGUCUAAAGCGAGCCGGAAGGCAGCCAGGCUUCAGGCAGCCCGGGAUGCGGCCCCUGUUAAAGUGGAAAUUAUGGAAGUUGAUGAGGAUGGGAUGUUCACCGAGGAGUUGGCGUUCAACUUGGCCACCAGUGAAGGUGAAAUUCUGGGAUAUUUGUACUCUAAAGGAAUCAGGCCUGUUGGGGUCCAGAAGCUGAGCAAUGAAAUGGUGAAGAUAGUGUGCAGAGAGUAUGGGGUGGAAGUCAUUGAUGCUGCCCCUGUGAGGGUGGAAGAAAUGGCCAAAAAGAAGGAAAUUUUCGACGAGGAUGACCUGGAUAAAUUACAAGAUAGGUCUCCUGUGUUAACAAUAAUGGGCCAUGUUGAUCAUGGAAAGACGACGCUUUUGGAUUACAUACGGAAAAGCAAGGUGGCAGCAUCAGAGGCUGGUGGCAUUACACAAGGAAUUGGGGCUUAUAAGGUUCAAAUACCUGUGGAUGGAAAGCCUCAAACAUGUGUCUUUCUUGAUACUCCAGGACAUGAGGCAUUUGGAGCCAUGAGAGCUCGAGGAGCGAGAGUAACAGACAUAGCUGUGAUUGUAGUUGCAGCUGAUGACGGAAUUAGACCCCAAACAAGUGAAGCUAUUGCUCAUGCCAAAGCUGCCGGAGUUCCAAUUAUUGUGGCUAUAAAUAAGAUAGACAAGGACGGAGCUAAUCCCGAUAAAGUCUUACAAGAUCUAUCUUCAGUUGGUUUGAUGCCUGAAGACUGGGGUGGUGACAUCCCAAUGGUUAAGAUAAGUGCUCUUAAGGGGGAGAACGUUGAUGAGUUGCUGGAAACCAUCAUGCUCGUAGCUGAGGUAGUCAUUGGAUUAAAUAAUGUUCCUUUAGCUGGUGAUGAAUUCGAGAUUGUUGAUUCUCUUGAUAUAGCUCGAGAAAAAGCCGAGUCACGUGCAGAGUAUUUGCGGAAUGAGCGUAUUACAGCAAAAGCAGGGGAUGGAAUGGUCACACUUUCUGCUUUAGCAUCUGCGAUGUCGGCUGGAAAGAAUUCUGGUUUAGAUCUUCACCAGCUUAAUAUGAUAUUGAAGGUUGAUGUUCAGGGAUCGAUUGAGGCUGUCAGACAAGCUCUUCAGGUACUUCCACAAGAUAACAUCACACUGAAGUUUCUACUGCAAGCAACUGGGGACGUGAGCAUCAGUGAUGUUGACCUUGCAGUGGCAAGCAAAGCCAUAAUCUUUGGUUUUAAUGUAAGAACAGCAGGUUCAGUCAAGAGCUAUGCAGAUAACAAAGGUGUUGAAAUCAGGUUGUAUAAAGUUAUCUAUGAGCUUAUUGAUGAUGUCCGAAAUGCAAUGGAGGGCCUCUUGGAUUCGGUUGAGGAACAAAUUCCAAUUGGUGCAGCAGAAGUUAGGGCCGUAUUUAGUAGCGGUAGUGGCCGUGUUGCCGGGUGCAUGGUGACAGAAGGCAAAAUAGUGAAAGACUGUGGAAUUCGUGUGCUAAGAAAGCGCAAAGAAGUUCACGUUGGUGUGCUUAGUUCGUUAAGACGAGUGAAGGAAAUAGUGAAAGAGGUCAAUGCUGGUCUAGAGUGUGGAAUAGGAUUAGAGGAAUUCGAUGAUUGGGAGGAAGGGGAUAGUAUUGUGGCCUUUAACACUGUGCAAAAGAGAAGAACACUCGAAGAGGCCUCAGCUUCAAUGUCGGCUGCACUCGAGAAAGUUAGGAUGCGACUUUGA